GCUCUUCCCGACGAUGCGGAGCCGGAGCCGGAGCCGGAGCCGGGCCCGGCCCCCGCGCCCGCCCCGCAGCCUCUGAUUCGCCCCCGCCGGGACGCGCCGAGCCGCGGCGGCGGCUGCAGCGACGCGGGCAUGGGACCGAGAGCGGCGGCGGCGCUGGCGGCGGCGCUGGCCGUGGCCGCGGUGCUGGCGGCCUGCUGCGGCCGCAGCCGCGGGGAGAUUUGCAGGAGCAUGGACAUUCGCAACAAUCUGACCCGGCUUAAUAUGCUUGAGAACUGCACUGUGAUUGAGGGCCACUUGCAAAUAUUGCUGAUGUUUAAAACCAAGCCUGAAGAUUUCCGUGAGCUCAGCUUUCCUAAACUGACUAUGAUUACAGACUACUUGCUUCUUUUUCGUGUGUAUGGCCUAGAGAGUUUAAAGGGGCUUUUCCCUAACCUCACUGUGAUUCGAGGAACUCAUCUGUUUUUUAACUACGCGCUAGUCAUUUUUGAGAUGGUUCACUUGAAGGAGAUCGGCCUCUAUAACCUGAUGAACAUAACUCGAGGUGCUGUGCGGAUUGAGAAGAACAACGAACUGUGUUACUUGUCCACGAUUGACUGGUCAAGGAUUUUAGACUCUGUAGAAGAUAAUUACAUCAUUGCCAACAAGGAUGACAAGGAAGAGUGUGGAGAUGUGUGUCCAGGAACUGUGAAAGGGAAAAGCAACUGUCCGCCUACUGUAAUAAAUGGCAUUUUCAUUGAACGCUGCUGGACCCAUGAUCGCUGCCAGAGAGUUUGCCCGCCUGCCUGCAAGUCGCAAGGCUGCACCUCUGAUGGUCAGUGCUGUCAUAGCGAAUGUCUUGGGGACUGCACGGAGCCGAACAACCCGGAGAAAUGCGUGGCUUGCCGCAACUUUUACCUUGAUGGCAAAUGUGUGGAUACCUGCCCACCCAAUUACUAUCACUUUGAGGGAUGGCGCUGUGUGACCUUCGGCUUCUGCCAGGAACUACACAACAAAUGCAAAAAUGCCCGGGAGUCAGGGUGUCACGUUAUCCACAACAACGAGUGUGUUCAUGAAUGCCCGUCAGGGUACAUCAUGAAUUCCAGCAACUUGCACUGUACUCCCUGUGCAGGGCCCUGCCCAAAGGUUUGCGACUACGGCAAAGAGAAGACUAUUGAUUCAGUGACAUCUGCCCAGGAGCUCCGUGGCUGCACAGUUGUUAAUGGAAGCUUAGUUAUAAAUAUCCGCGGAGGAAAUAACAUAGCAGCUGAGCUAGAAGCAAAUCUUGGCUUGAUUGAGGAAAUCUCAGGUUACCUAAAAAUUCGCCGGUCCUAUGCCUUGGUUUCGCUUUCUUUUUUUCGUAAACUACAUCUGAUUAGAGGAGAAACAUUAGAAGCUGGGAAUUACUCUUUUUAUGCCUUGGACAACCAGAAUCUUCGCCAGCUUUGGGACUGGAGUAAGCACAACCUUACCAUUGCACGAGGCAAACUCUUCUUCCAUUAUAAUCCCAAACUGUGUUUAUCAGAAAUCCACAAGAUGGAGGAGAUUUCUGGGACUAAAGGGCGUCAGGAAAGGAAUGACAUAGCCCUGAAGACAAACGGUGACCAAGCCUCAUGUGAAAAUGAAUUGUUAAAAUUUUCUUCUAUUAGAACAUCUCAUGACAAGAUCCUAUUGAAGUGGGAGCCGUACUGGCCUCCUGAUUUCCGUGAUCUCCUGGGAUUUAUGCUUUUUUACAAAGAAGCUCCCUACCAAAAUGUGACAGAGUUCGAUGGCCAAGAUGCUUGUGGGUCAAACAGCUGGACAGUUGUGGAUGUUGACCCUCCUCCACGGUCAAAUGAGCCCAAAGCCCAGGCCCAGCCAGGCUGGCUUCUGAGGGGCUUGAAGCCAUGGACGCAGUACGCUGUGUUUGUUAAAACCCUGGUCACCUUCUCGGAUGAACGAAGGACGUAUGGUGCAAAGAGUGAAAUUAUCUACGUCCAGACCAAUGCUACUGUUCCUUCAGUCCCAUUGGAUCCGAUAUCUGUUUCUAAUUCUUCAUCCCAAAUCAUUUUGAAAUGGAAGCCCCCCUCCGAGCCCAACGGAAACAUCACGCACUACCUGGUGUUCUGGCAGCAGCAGGCAGAAGACAGCGAGCUUUAUGAACUUGAUUAUUGCUUGAAGGGAUUAAAACUGCCCUCAAGGACGUGGUCUCCUCCUUUUGAAUCCGAAGACCCUCAGAAAUACAAUCAAAGUGAAAAUGAGGAUGUCAGCGGAGAAUGCUGCUCCUGUCCUAAAACAGACUCUCAAAUACAAAAGGAGCUGGAGGAGUCUGCCUUCCGCAAGACAUUUGAGAACUAUCUUCACAAUGAGGUUUUUGUCCCCAGGCCAUCAAGAAAACGAAGAGACCUUGGCUCCAUGGCAAAUGCCACUGUGGUGAUACCCACCAUCCCAUCCUCUCCAAACGCUUCUGUAGCAGCAUCUGAGAACACAGAUGAACAGAAACCUUUUGAAAAAGUUAAGUCUAAGGAGUCCUUGGUUAUCUCAGGCCUGCGGCAUUUUACAGGGUAUCGCAUUGAGCUCCAUGCUUGUAACCAUGAUGCUCAGGAAUCCCGAUGCAGUGUUGCAGCUUACGUCAGUGCCAGGACCAUGCCCGAAGCUAAGGCUGAUGACAUCGUUGGUCCAGUUACUCAUGAACUGGUUGAAAAAAAUACCGUGCAUUUGAAAUGGCAGGAACCAAAGGAACCAAAUGGUCUUAUUGUGCUGUAUGAAGUGAAUUAUGGACGUCUUGGGGAGACAGAGGAAGCCCACUACUGCGUUUCCCGUAAGCAUUUUGCCAGUGAACAGGGCUGUAAACUGCGUGGACUGCAGCCUGGAAACUACAGUGUCCGUAUACGAGCUACCUCACUGGCUGGAAAUGGCUCAUGGACAGAACCUACUUAUUUCUAUGUGGCUGAUUAUUUGAAUGCUCAGCCUAAUAUUGCUGUUAUAAUUGUUCCGAUCAUUUUUGCGAUAAUACUUGCUGGAAUUAUUGGAGCUGCUUACGUGCUUGUGAAAAAGAGACAAACUGAAGGACCAACUGGGCCACUCUAUGCAUCCUCUAACCCCGAAUACCUCAGCGCCAGUGAUGUUUAUGUCCCGGACGAGUGGGAGGUCCCACGAGACAAGAUCACGCUCCUCCGAGAGCUGGGACAGGGCUCUUUCGGCAUGGUGUAUGAAGGGAUUGCCAAGGACAUAGUAAAGGGAGAGCCAGAGACUCGAGUAGCUGUAAAAACUGUCAAUGAAUCAGCCAGCCUCCGAGAGCGCAUUGAAUUCCUAAACGAAGCUUCUGUGAUGAAAGGGUUCAGCUGCCAUCAUGUGGUUCGCCUCCUCGGGGUGGUCUCCAAGGGGCAACCUACUCUAGUGGUGAUGGAGUUAAUGGCCCAUGGAGAUUUGAAAAGCUACCUUCGCUCUUUGAGACCUGAUGCUGAGAAUAACCCUGGUCGUCCCCCACCAACACUGAGAGAAAUGAUCCAGAUGGCUGCAGAGAUUGCUGAUGGUAUGGCCUAUCUGAAUGCCAAAAAAUUUGUCCACAGAGAUCUUGCAGCUCGUAACUGUAUGGUUGCAGAAGACUUCACUGUAAAAAUUGGCGACUUUGGCAUGACCAGAGAUAUCUAUGAGACAGAUUAUUACCGAAAGGGAGGCAAAGGACUGCUGCCGGUGCGGUGGAUGGCACCUGAAUCACUAAAGGAUGGUGUUUUCACUGCUUAUUCGGAUGUGUGGUCAUUUGGUGUUGUCCUUUGGGAAAUAAGCAGUUUAGCAGAGCAGCCAUACCAGGGACUGUCCAACGAACAGGUGCUAAAGUUUGUAAUGGAUGGAGGAUACCUGGAUCAGCCAGACAACUGCCCUGAGAGGCUGCACAGCCUGAUGCAGAUGUGCUGGCAGUACAACCCUAAAAUGCGCCCCACCUUCAUUGAGAUCAUCGAGAUGCUGAAGGAGGACUUGCACCCCAGCUUCCAUGAGGUCUCGUUCUUUUACAGUGAGGAGAACAAACCUCUGGAAACAGAGGAGUACGAGAUGGACUUUGAGAACAUGGAGAGCAUUCCCCUCGAUCCCUCCUCAUACUCGCAGAGGGACAAAGUUCUGGGUCGGGACAAUGGACCCUCCAUGGCCCUCAAGGGGAACUAUGAAGAGCACAUACCUUACACUCACAUGAACGGUGGCAAGAAAAACGGGCGGAUUCUCUCCAUGCCCAGGUCAAGCCCUUCCUAACGCUUCCUGUUUGGCCCAAGGGUUGUGUCUGCUUUUUCCCCUUCACAAAUCUCAGGACUCUUCUUAUUGCUGCCACAGUGUAUGACACACAUCUACAAACUCUUCAGAUUUUUAAUCAUCUUAUGAUUAAUACUUUUUUUUUUUUUUUGCCAAGUUGACUGGUUGUCAGUGGACUUAUCUGUGAAUAUAAAUGGAAAAGGUUUCCAUGGCUGCUGUCCCUUCUGUAACCAUGGUUUCAAAACAGGAAGUGACCUUUUAAGUUAAACUAAAGGAGGAGCAUCCACGUUUGCCAACGAAAGAAGUGAAAUUUGCUGGUAUCUGAGCUACAGUAUAACGGUGCGGAACAAAACUUCUGCAGGACAAAAGCAUUUUCAGUAGAAUUCCAGGCUUUCAGGCAUACUCGUCACUACAGCUGAAGGAUUGAACACCCAUCGAUGAGACGCGCCAUAUCCUCAGAUUGACCAAUAGCUGCUGCUUUCAUACUUUUUAAAUGGGUUAAAUCCCAGGGGUGCGUGCGUGUGUGUGUGCGUGCGCGUGUGUGCAGUAUAUAUAUGUGGGGUGUAUAUGUAUAUCAAAAUAUACACUUCUUUUUGUACAUAAGUUUUGUAUGUUCUCACAGAAGCUUUCCUCUUCUCAGAAGUGUGUACUUAUCUUUUCCCCAUUUCCCUGGAGUGACUGAAUCCUAAACAGAUUAUUUUUAUACUAAGGACUCUUGGGAGUAGGUUUUCUCUCAUUAACAAAUGAGGAAAAUGUGCUGGGAGCCAAAGGAGCAGAAAUCUGAGAUUUAUGGGUACUUUCAAGACCAAACGAAGUAGGAGUCCCCUGACCUGAGAUACUGAGUUUUCUGUUCUUACAGCAUUGAGUAUAUAUAUUGUUUGUUGUAACAUAUUUAAAAUGUCUUUAGUUUAAAUUUAAACUUCAUAUAAAUUAUUGACUGUUUAUGAUCCUUUCUGGGAGGGUAGAAUUUGGGGGAUUGUUUGGUCUUAAAGUGGUCCAAAGAUUUCAGAAUGAACUAAUUUUAGCUGAUUACCCUUUUAGGAGCUAUGGAGCACAUGUUAAGUUUAUACUUGACAAGGCUUUAUAAUACAGUUUCAUGAUUUAUAUAAUGCAGUCAGCUGGCUCCAGUUGAAGCCCUGAGAUAAAGUAGUUGGGACUUGACUUGGCUGUUGGGGGCUGAAGGACACCGGGAUGUCCCUGUCCUGAGUCCUGCUGCUUCUUUACCCCAACUCCCUUGCUUUGCCUUCUGCGCGUGUUGUGCCGCAGAAGAAACCGGCAAGGGGAAGAGCAAGGACUCUACCAAAAAGAGACACUAAGCCAAUCUAAGGGGGGAGAGCACGAGGCUCUUGGCUCUGUACAUGAAGCAGAAGCUGAACGUGACUGUGGUUAGCUACCCGCUGCCUGUCUGCUGCUGCUCGGGCGUCUGGCCUAGUGCUGCCUGCGGGCCUUCGAUGCUUUCCUGAGAUACCUGCGCUGUGCCCUGCGCCUUUCCCAGGGCACGUGUUAGCCACUGCUUUCAGCUCUUCAGGAUGUUAACUUUCUGUCUUUUGGACUGUGCUUUGUUUUGCUGCUGUUUGCAUAAAAGACAGAGCUGAUCAGCACAAGAUGUUAGAAAAUAAUUGUGAAACUAGAUGUGUCUCACAGUGAUGAGGGAGUGUGCUGGCAGGGAGAGGUGCUAAAGCAAGAAAUGAACACUAUUACAGAUAUUGCAGGCCAUUGUAGUACAGGAGGGGAUUUUAAAAGGGGAGAGAUUGCUCAGUUCUCCACUUCUCCUCUUGGAGAAGUCCAGUGAAAAAGAGCAUGCGUACUUAUUCUCUCUUCUGGGUGAAAAUGAGGUUUUUCUGAUUUGGUGAGAGUGGGGACACUACACAAAACUGACGUGUGGCUUUUUAUUCCAGCCCAGGCAGGGCCGCUUCUUUCUCCCUGUAACUGAGUGAAACAGGGCUGGAGUUCGUAGGGAAGCACCUCUCAGCUCCCGCUCCACUCGAGCCAAACCGUAGUUAAACCUGUUAGGACAACAUCUGCGGAGGGUUAUGGACUCUGCACCACCAGGACUUGUCAGCCCUUUGGGCUUGUUAAAUCUGGUCUGUUUGAACCGAGGUGAAAAGUACAAAAAGACUGCUCGCAAAGUUAGAUGGAAAAUAGGCAGUAUGAACAUGGGGUAAGAACCUUCAAUUUCUAAAGGCCUCGUUUACAUUUCUUCUGCUUUACAAAGUAGUAACUGUUUAGCAGCUCUAUGCUACACUGCAGGAAAGAAGACAUAUUCUCACACUUUUCUAAGGAAGAGAAGCUUUUCUUACUAGAAAUUUUUUAUUUAUUUUAAUAUAUAAAACACUGUAAAAAAACCAAACAAUUUGUUUUCUUAAACACACAGAACAUGUAAAUUUGUAUUGGUAAAAACUUGGCAGGUGGAUAUGGUGGGAUUAUUUUCAUCCUGUUCUGGUGCAGUCUACCUCAGUGUUUCUUAAGGAUAUUUUUAAUACUGUGCACCUCUAAACUUGUUUAAAUAUUCUGGUCUGGACCUAUUGUGGAUCAGGGAAAAUCAAUAUCAGCUGAUUCCAAUACUAGGGACCAUUCACUGAAGGGAAUGGGUAAGAACAGCUAGUCAGCAUUUAUCAUUAAUCUGAGCAGUAGUGACCAAAGGAACCUGUUUACAGUUUCGCAUGCACAAUAGCCAAUUUGGAUCUGAUAUCCUCUUAGUUCUGUUGUGAUUUAAAAAGAAAAAAAAAAAGCAAGCCAUUUAAAUAUUUGGACUUUGCAAAUUAAUGACCUAAAAGGAAUAGACAGCUUCCUUCUGGAGCUGUGUUUGCCAGUGUGGACCAGUGACUGUGACUAGCCCUUGUUCUGGUUGAAUUUGGCUCUCUCGGUCACAUGCCUUUCUCACUGCACAGGUAAUCUGGAGUAAUGCCAGUAGGAGGGUGUGACCUUCUGGAGUAAACCUUUCCCACACCUCAUUGUUUUGGUAAGAUUUUAAAUUGCAGCAAUCAUAACUGUAGGAAUAGAAGAUCUAUUACAUAAACAAACAUUGGAACCUUGUGUUGGGUCAGGCUUUUAAAUUCACUUGAUAUUGGUUGGCCCUCUGAGUUCACAUGAUUUGCAACACUCAGAUCACCGAACAAGGGAAUAUGUGUUUUGCUUUGUGGACAGGCGGUCCAUUCACGUGGCUCAUGUUGUCAUCUUCACUCUGCACCAAACUGAGCAGUUGUUUAUACCCAGUACAGUGCGUAAAGAUUUCUCCGGUCACCUUUCUAUAUUGUGCCAAGGAUAAGGAAAGACGUAUGGUACUAGUGGUAAAAAUAUAUUUUUUCCCGACAGCUAGUCCCUUUAAAAAUAAAAAAAAACACUAGUGGUUGCCACUCAUGGCUGUUAAAGAUUACACUUACCUAGCUAUAGAAUUAGGAAGAGUAAAUGACGACCUUCUGUAAAGCCCAGCUCUCACUUCUGGAAAAUCCUUUACUUUCAGCCCGCAGUUGACACUUUGGUCUCUAUUGUUGGAAGAUCUUUACCCUGGGCAUGCAGAAGUCCCUCGCUUGGAUCUUGCUGAUACCUGUUCAGAGAUGACAGGGGCUGUGUGUAAGUCGAGAUUGCAUUUGUUAGAUGAAACCUUCUCUAUAUGAGGUGUUGCUCAGAAUUCAUUUCCAGGAAGGGGUGUUAUGCAACAGGUGGCUGUGCCUUCAUCCGGGGAGCUGCCGCUCUUCAGCUGGGCGAGAUCCCUAUCGGGGUGAGACUGUCACAGCUGCAGCAGAAGCACAAGCACAUGCUACUAAGUGAUAAGUGGAGCCAAAUGGUGGUGCAGGAAACCAGGUGGAGUGGCUGGAGGAGGGCAGCUCUGACCAGCAGGUGGGAAGCUCUUUUUUUUUCUUGAGAUUGCAUUUGCCUUGGGGCUGGAUCCUGCCCUUUGCAGAAGGGCAGCUGAGAAGUUCCCACUUGCAUCACAGGGCAAAGCCUCGAAUGUGUUUAGGAGGAGUGAUCGCCUCCUGUGUGUGGUUCAGGGACAGCGAGGGGCACCACCAAGUAGCCAGAGCUUCACCAUCUCUAAAGCUAGUAAAGCAGGAAGCACAAGAAACAGCUUUCUAUGCUCUGCUGUGUUUCUAUUGAGCAAAUAUUUGAAGGGUGAGACUGGAGAGGUUUCUGAGAAACGUUUGCACGUUAAAUUCAAUCGCCACUUCCUGAAUGCCUCUUGCAAAUCUGGUACUUCUCUUGCAGUACAGUGCAGCAUUGCAAAGCUUGUCUGUUAGGUUAAAAACAUGGCUUUCUUGGCUGCUUGUAAAUACUCUGUGUUGUAAAAUAGAAGAGCUAAUCAACAUAAACUCUGUGCCAGCACAGAGUCAGAACCGUGAUAGGAAAUAGACCAAGCUGCAACAACGCUAUUUUACGUUGACAGUAAAGCAGCUGUGUUGGUAUGAAGAGGCUGCUCUUAGGUUGCUAAAGGGUACUCUUAAUUUAUGGGUAGUAUAUCUCUCUCCUCCUAAAUUUGUAUUAUAGUAAUGGGACACUUUGCUUAAUUUUAGUAUGUUGCAUAUAAUGUUGGUAUCUCUUUGGAAAAAUCUCCAAGUUGCUUAUUGUGUUAUUGACCUAAAUAUAUGAUGAAGGCAAACAGGAAAAGACAGGAGCAAGGAGGGUACUGUGUCAGUUAUCCUAGAGCCUCCCUGUUUAGGGAGGGAGAGAGGCAAUCAAGUUCCCUCUUAAUGUCACUGUGAUAGGAAGACGGACCCUGAGAUGCUCCGGGCCCCUCACUGCUAGCAGUGAUUCCUGCUCUCAAGACUGGAACCUUGUUUUACAAGUCAGAAAAUAAACCAGUAUCUUUGUGCCAUAAAACCUUAGUCUAAAGGCUGUGCUAGGUGCUCCCGUGAUCCAUGUGAGAUUGGUUCAGAGACUGUGGAGUAAUGGCAGAGUGAACAAGAAACGGCAGAAAACCCUCUGAUCCUCUCGCUGUGUCCUAGCCUCCCUCGAAGCUGCCUCACCUGACUUCUCGUGGGAAGACUUGCAGGCCGGGCGGGCUUGGCGUGUCAGGAGCUCGCUCCCCUCCGCAGAGCAGCUGAUGCCCCUCGUAGUUUCCUGUGCGUGUUUUCCAGGGAAAGGAGCUGUCGAAUGGAUUGGAAUCAAGAAAUAGUAACUUCAGAAAUGCAUACAAUUCAAAAUAAGAUUAGUUAAUGUUUGUAUGAACUUAAUUAAAUUUGGCCUUUUUAUUACCUUCUGCUUGGCUCUGUGUUAACUCUGCUUUGGAUACUGUAUGUGACUGUUGGUGUAAGAGCAUUAACAUGCUUCAACCUGUUCUGUUUUGGCUUGCCUUGUUACGGACAUCACAAGAGUGAAGCCAGUAGUAAAAUUGACUUUUGGAGGAAUCGGACUAUUCAAAAGCAAUCAUAAAGCUACCAUUUUUAGUAAAUCUGCUGUCAUUAACUGUGCAUUUCUUUUUAAAAUUAAAUUGCUUGUCCUUUUCAAAAGUAAGCACUUAUUCUUGCAGUUUCAGCAAAUCAACUGCAGCACAAUGCAAGCUAUAAGGGGACAGGUAGAGAAAUGACUUUUUAAAUAUUGUAUAAUAAAGUUAGUAUCAACUCC
Molecule: messenger RNA, 9762 nt
Organism: Dromaius novaehollandiae (emu)
Lineage: Eukaryota; Metazoa; Chordata; Aves; Casuariiformes; Dromaiidae
Gene: INSR
Product: insulin receptor
Exons: 21
Coding region: 130-4203 (1357 amino acids)
Biological process (GO): multicellular organism development; positive regulation of kinase activity; glucose homeostasis
Cellular component (GO): axon; insulin receptor complex; plasma membrane
Molecular function (GO): insulin receptor substrate binding; phosphatidylinositol 3-kinase binding; insulin receptor activity
Source: RefSeq, a predicted model, not a curated record